AUGAAUGAACAAACACCUUUACUGAAGACUAAGCAGCAAGAUCCAUGCUGUUCUUCGAUUGCUGAUAACCAACAGCCACCAGCAACAUGCUGUUCAAUAAAGAUGAACAAUGGAGCAAAUGGAAAAUCAGCGUGUUGCUUAGCCAAAAAGAAAACAAAGCCAUGUAAUGGAUUGCCACCUGUCAACGACGAAGAUUAUUGCUUUUUGGCUGAACAGAAAUGGGAAUACAAAGCCAUUGCUUUGGCAUGCGCCAUUCUACUAGCUAUUGGAAGCCAUUUUGCUGCUCAUACAUUGGGUGCCAUGAAGAAUACUAUCAAGACUGAAUUUGGUAUUAGUAACUCACAGUAUGGCGUUAUUCAGUCGAGUGUGGCGAUAGUCAACACAGUGCUGCCCGUCGUGGGUGGUAUCUUUGUCGAUGCAUUUGGCACAAUUCCCGGUGCCCUGCUAACAACAUUACUGAUUACAUCCGGCAAUGUGCUUGUUGCAUUAUCAGCUUCGUUCAAAAGUUUGUAUAUGAUGAUUUUUGGCCGUGUACUCUAUGGUAUUGGUAGUGGCACUGUCGUCAUUGUACAAGAAACAAUCCUAAGCCAGUGGUUCAGAGGACGAAGUCUGGCAGCCGUCCUGGCUUUAAUGCUCACUGUCAGCCGACUGGCAUCGUUCUGUGCCCAGGCAACCGUCAUCCCCAUUGCUAACUGGACUGGCUGGUACGGUUAUGGAUUAUGGUUUUCUGCUGGCCUCUGCAUCUUUUCCAUGGUCAUUACGCUAGUGUACAUUGCCUUGUUAAGAACAGUGUCAAGCUCUGCUGUUACAUGCCGUAAACAGUUAGAAGUCAUUAGCCGAAAGAAAUCAUUUAGCUGGUCUAAGCUCAUGUUUCUGCCUCAUUCAUUCUGGUUGAUUGCAGCUAUGGAGUUCUUACUAGGCGGUGGUUGGGGCUGCUUCUUGCACAUCAACAGUGAAUAUGUCAAAUUUAGAUUUUCAUACAGUGAUGCCCACGCUGCUGCAACAGCCAGCGUAGCGCAGAUCUUGCCUGUAGUGCUCAUGCCUUUUCUCGGUGUCUGCGUCGAUAAGUUUGGAAAGCGUACCUGGAUGAUGAUUGGAAGUGGUGCAGCCAUGCUAGCAUCCAUGCUCUUGCUUGAGUUCACCGAGACUCCUCCUUUGUUCGGCAUGCUCUUGUUUAGUAUGAGUCUAUCGCUUGGGCCAGUUGGUCUUGUGUCGUCUGUGCCUGUCAUUUUACCAUUGUCACUGGUGGGUACAGGUAUGGGUUUGAUCAAAUCAGGCACGAAUAUCGGUGCUGCUCUCUUUGAUAUUGCUACAGGUCUUCUGCAAGACGCGGACGCCCACAAGGGAUACGACGGCGUCAUCCUCUUCUUCAUCUCCAUUUCGUCUCUUGCUGUAGCAGCUGGUGUAGUGUUGCAUAUUCUUGAUCGUACCAUUUACAGAUCAGUGCUAGAUCGAUCUGCUCGUGAGGCAUAUCGCAGUGACGAAAACAAGCUCAACAAUUCUCGUCCUGCCCCACUGACACCUCUCAAGGCCAAUUACAUCUAUGGGUCAAUCUACUUUCUCUUAUGCUGCCUCAGUUGGUUUUUGUUUUUCAGGUUCAUCCUGGCAUAA
Messenger RNA from Mucor velutinosus, 1611 nucleotides. It is a transcript of the gene cyp15, whose product is annotated as Peptidyl-prolyl cis-trans isomerase cyp15. The record is from RefSeq and is a predicted model, not a curated record. Gene Ontology annotation, molecular function: transmembrane transporter activity. The coding region runs from base 1 to 1611 and encodes 536 amino acids. Gene Ontology annotation, biological process: transmembrane transport. The transcript has 6 exons. NCBI's taxonomy places the organism in Eukaryota, Fungi, Mucoromycota, Mucoromycetes, Mucorales, Mucoraceae.